UGUCUGUACCAGUGACGUUUUGCACACGCUGUUAUUGUCUCCUACGAUUGGUGCAGACCUUCGUGCACGAGCUGUCCACGAGCUCAUUUGCAUAGACUUUCGCGCCACAAACUGGUCAGCAGGGUCGGAGCUAUGCAAUGCAGCGCAGUGCGACCAGAACAGGAGUCCACGCUGGACUGUUUGUUAAUGCAGGAGUCACCUCUACCUUUUCUCUCCGUUUCUUUCCUUCUUUCUGUACUCCACGGACAUCUCAGACUCCUAAUGUCCACCUCUCUGUGUUUAGCCGUGCGUCUAUGAGAACUAAACCACGGUUCAUUGGUUUCAAGGGUUCCCUACAACGUGUGUGUGUGUCUCUUCAUUUGGGAUUAUCUAUUUUUGUUCUGGCCGGACAACCUGUGCAGUUUACUAUUUUUCCCUGAAUCAGCCCUAUACAGUCCUUUCACAGUUCCAUAACCAGCACCAUUUUUUACAUGGUCCCUCUCGCCGGAUAUAGUAUUUUUGCACAGUGAAGAUGGAUAAUCCUGAUGGCAACACCCGUCCCCGUCGUGAGCAGCACCAGCCUCGCCACCUGGACGACUACUUGGUGGACCUGCCCCAGCGACGCCUGCCACAGGAUGAGUCACACACACACACUGCUGACCAGUCUGAUACGGAAGACAGCAGGCCUCGGGAGGUGACACACACACCCCCUGCUGGACAGACUCCUGUAGACAUGUCAGCAGCUAUUUAUCUUGCACUCCAAGAUAUGCGCCAGGAGAUGAAGCAGGAUAACCGGCUGGUGAGAGAGGACAACAGGCUGGUGAGAGAGGACUGCAGGCAGAUGAAGGAGGACUGCAGGCAGAUGAAGGAGGACAACCGGCUGGUGAGAGAGGACUGCAGGCAGAUGAAGGAGGACAAUCGGCAAGUGCGAGAGGACUGCAAGCAGCUACAGAGGGAAGUGCAGUUCCUGAUGGAGCAGUACCGCGUCACUCCGCCACGUUCACCUGCCAGAGACAUCCAGGUGCAGACAGUUACACCUGGAACCCACUCACCAGGUGGUAACCGCAGCGCCGAAGGAGGGACACUCUUCAUGGAGCUUCCCUUCCACCAAGCCACCUCAUCACCCCUGCAUCAGGACCACUCACACAGCCCUGCUCACCAGGCGAGCGUCACACGCCGUGCGUCGCUGCCAGAGCCACAGCUGCAAGACCAGCCACCUCUGCCUCGGCCACACGUCGCCACCACCACAGCGGCUGCAGUGACGUCCACCCCACACCAGAGGGCAGCUCCCCUACACACAUCGCCGCUCAUUGCAGAACUGACAGAGCGCGUCCGGAGCAUGCACCUGCCACGGGGUCAACAGUCCUCACCAUCCAAUGUGGCCACGCCAGGGUAUGCCAUGCCGUACAGCCCGCGGCACCCCCCAGCUGCACCGCGACCCCAGCCAUCGUCCCACGCAUCCGCAGAGGCUCCGGAGCAGUACGUGCUGCCACCACCGCCACGCCGGCUGGAGUCACUGCCCUAUCGGGAGACGACCUACCGUGGGCCCAAAAUGAAGAUUCCACUCUUCACAGAGGACGACCCACGGCAGUUCCACAGGAUGCAGCUCGCGCUCGAUAACGUCCUGCCAUACGACGCGACCGAGCGUUUCAAGUAUCAGGUGCUGCUGGACCACCUGAAGCUGGAGGAAGCUGCCCUGGUUGCUGACGCCUACUGCCACAGUAGCUCCCCCUACAGCGACACCAUGGCAGCACUCACCAAACUCUUCGGCCAGCCCCGCAAGCUGGCACUCAGGCAGAUUAAUCUGCUACUGUUGGAACCCCCAGUCAAGAGUGGUGACCAGAAAGGAUUCCGCUUCUUCGCCCUGAAGGUCCAGUCAUUGGUGGGGAUGCUGGAUAAGAUGGGCACUCAGGAGCAGCUGGAGUUACGGACUGGGUCACAUGUGUCACGACUGCUGCCCAAACUGCCCCACGAACUGCGCGCAGCUUUCAGGCGGUACAUCGAUCCUGUUCGUGUGCCUGUCCCCACGCUACGGGACUUCGCCGACUGGCUGGAGCACGAGGUCGCCGUGCAGAUGGACGACACCAUCGACCCGCCGAAAGCAGCAGCAGCAGCAGUAGCGAGCCAGCCGGAGCAGCAGCGGGGCCCCAGAGGGAAGCAGUCUGCUGCCAUACAGCCUACCACAGUCCUGCUGGUAGACCCCUCAUCCAAUACAGCUCCGCCAUCACCUCAGGGGGAUCAGCCCAAGAAGUACUGCCCCUUCUGUAACAGUCAGGAGCAUUAUUUCAAUCAGUGUUCAGCCUUCAAGAACCUGUCUCUCGAGCUCCGCUCAGAGUGGGUUAAGGCUGGAAACAAGUGUUGGAGGUGUGGACGCGGCCACCAGGCGGCCCAGUGCUACCUCAAGGCACGUUGUGGGAAGUGCGACCGCCGUCACCUGGAGAUCCUGCACGAGGUCAACAACCGCAACAAGCCAGAGACUGCUGCGCCGUCUUCAGCCAGCCAACCCGCUACCUACUACCUCGACCCAGCAAGUAGAGGUAGUAGCGUGCUGCUGAAGAUGGUGAAGGUGCACCUGUAUCACCGGGGCAAGAGGAUGGAGACCUACGCCAUCCUCGACGACGGCUCCGAACGCACCAUGCUCCUCCACCCAGCAGCACAGCAGCUCGGCUUACAGGGACCGAGUGAGGACCUGGCCCUCCGCACCAUUCGACAGGACAUUAGGACAGUGCCUGGCAUGUCAGUGUCCUUCUCUGUGUCCUCCAUCAGUCACCCACAGAGGCAGUACAAGAUUCAGCGGGCCUUCACAUCACCCGAGCUUGGACUGUCUCCCCACUCACACCCAGUUGAGGCUCUGAAAAAGACCUACCGCCAUCUCAGAGGUCUGCCUCUCAAUUCAUUGACCCAAGUCCAGCCGCUUCUCCUCAUCGGUUCGGACUACCCAGACCUCCUCAUGCCCAUCCAGCCAGUGCACGUAGGCCCUCCUGGCUGUCCUGUGGCCCUGCAGACACGACUCGGAUGGACACUUCAAGGUCCUGCCAAGGCCAUGAAGCACCACUCCUCCACUUCCUCCAGCCUGUGCACUGGAGCACAGGCACCUGCUAGCCACCAGCAGUCUGCCAAUCACCUGCACAGCAACUCCGGCAGGCUGGCCCAGGCAGCAGCCAACAGACAUCAGGCAGUCAGUUCUGCCAGCAGUCCAGCUGACAGCCCCAACUGGCGCCUCCCUCUGCGACAGCUUCACCCGUCAUCAUCAGCUCCGGUUGUGCAUGAGGUCAGGAAGGGGCCACAGCGCACACCCAUCAGAGCCCGUCAUGGGGCGGCCGGCGGCCGUGCCGCCACACAGCGUCAUUCGUCUUGCCUUCACCCCAAGUCAGCAGUCCCACAUAGCCGUGUGGAAGGGAAGCAGCAUCAGCAGCAUCACUCCACUCCAGCAUCAGAGCCUCAUCGACCCAGUCACCGUGGGCAGAUGGGGCGGCCCAGACACCGGACUCAUCACCCACCAACAGCAGCCAUGCCAGGAGCUGUUGACCGUGGACCUACACCGGCCCAGUCUCACGCCUGGUGAGACUUCCAGCACUUCCUGAGGACGCUUCUGCCUGACGCCUGACAUUCAUGGACACAACUUUGUGCCAAAGUUGGGGGCGGCUGUUCAGAAUUCUGGCGUCAGGGUGUCUGAGUCUGUGUCUGUGUCUGUGUCUGUACCAGUGACGUUUUGCACACGCUGUUAUUGUCUCCUACGAUUGGUGCAGACCUUCGUGCACGAGCUGUCCACGAGCUCAUUUGCAUAGACUUUCGCGCCACAAACUGGUCAGCAGGGUCGGAGCUAUGCAAUGCAGCGCAGUGCGACCAGAACAGGAGUCCACGCUGGACUGUUUGUUAAUGCAGGAGUCACCUCUACCUUUUCUCUCCGUUUCUUUCCUUCUUUCUGUACUCCACGGACAUCUCAGACUCCUAAUGUCCACCUCUCUGUGUUUAGCCGUGCGUCUAUGAGAACGUAAGUUGCUAUUACUGUGUUGUUACUGUAUUGUUUGUGUAUUACUCGCGGUUGUUUGUUAUAUUGCAACAUCGCGGCGGCAGCGCGAGUAUGUCCGUGUUUCACUGUUUGUCUGUUAGAUUUGUAAUAGCACUUAUUGUUCCUCUAUGCCGCGGUUUUGUCAGAAUGUCGCUGAUUUGUUGAGCAAUGUGUUACUUUGGCAGAGUAGCGUUACACAUGUCAGUGUUUCAUUCAAGAGCUGCGUGACCUGUUCUCCUCUGUGCGUGUA
Engraulis encrasicolus (European anchovy) is the source of this 4241-nucleotide messenger RNA. RefSeq lists its product as uncharacterized. The record is from RefSeq and is a predicted model, not a curated record. Lineage: Eukaryota; Metazoa; Chordata; Actinopteri; Clupeiformes; Engraulidae. The transcript has 2 exons. Bases 512 to 3544 code for a protein of 1010 amino acids.